GUUUCCCAGAUGCACUGGGGGCUCCUCCCACCAGCCCUCUAUUCAGAAAGGCUCUUCUUGCUGACAUGCCUGUGAUGCUUCUGCCCCUUUUGGCUGGCCAGGAGAGAAGAGGGAGAGUGGAAGCUUGCUGAUACCCUGGAUGCAGCUCUCCAGGUCCAGGGGACAAAAGAAAAAGGAAGAAAGCAGCAAACCGAAGACACAUCAUGUCCCUGCCUCACAGCCAUAAGAGACCUUCUUGUCCCUGCCCCACCCAGAUCCACCCUCUCCCAGAGUUCAGAGCUGCAGAGACAGAGCCAGAUGUGCCCCUGGCUGUAAGGUGAGUGGGGGUCAGCUUGGACCCACAGGGAGGGGAAAAGGCCUAGUGGGGCAGGGUGGAGGACCCACCCCUGCCAGGUCUUGGCCAGACACACCCCGAAUGUCUUCUUCCUGUCUCAUCCCAGAGGUGGGACAGUAAGACUGAUUUCUCCUUCCUCAAGGACAGCUGGAAUUCAGGAGACACGUGGGGGCCUCUUCAGGAGCUCCAAUUUGUCAGCUCUGCAUAGCUCUGCAGAGCAGAGUGAGAUCACACGGGAGCAGCGAUAAGCCCUUUUUGCUGGGGGAAUCUUUCAAGGUCCCUGGAGAAUGGGGUUGGGUUCUAGAAUUGAAUUCUGAGUUUCUGGUUAGGCCUGAGAGCAUGGAUGCUGCCCGUGCUCUUCUGGACCCUGUUCAUCUCACACACCUCAGGAAGAAGCGCUCUGCUGACCGAGGGCAACAGCUUGGUCUCCUGUUGCACCUUAAUAUCCCUGGCAGCCAGCUGAGUCCCGGGCCCAGAAUAGGGGAUCAACAAUGGUUUGUAGUGUGACUGUCAGAGGUGGACAGAGGUAUGCGUGUGUCUGUGUGUUAGGGAAAAGGGGGUGUCCUGAGGGCCCACCCCUUGCUAUCAGACUGGAAGGUCCCCACCAUUACACCACUUCAUCCAAAAGACAGGAGGUGCACAGGGUGCGGGGCUUGGAGGGACAUCAAGCCUGUACUGCCUGGGACCAGCCUUUAAGGACCAGAUCCCCAUCUGUGGUCUGUCUGGACUUGAUCUUGCCAUGCAUGUGAUCUUCUCCUCAGCAUUUGGCAAGUGUGCCCCAGACAUUUGCUCUGGCUGAGUCCUGUCUGCCCUGGGCAGUGGGACAGCUCAGACCAGACCCUGCCCUCUGGAGGCAUCAGGGGAGACAAGAUCAGGGAAGACAGACACAGACCCACAGGCCUCUGACAGUAAUGCAAAGAUGGACUAGGUGCCCUGGGGUGACUGUCCCUGCUGUCAGGGUCAAAGGGCAGAGAGAGGUCACCUUCCCUGGGGAAAAUAUUUCACGGAAGGGAACAUUUGAGCCAGACCUUGAAAAACGAGCGAUAUUUGCAUACACAGAGUUUUGAAUGGGAGGUGCAUUCUUAGCAGAGAAAAUAGUGGGAGCAAAAGCCAGGUCCUGGGAAGUGUUUGACUUCUGUUGAAGGUGACUCUUGGGCCACAUGGGGUUGAUGGGCAAGGCGGAGAGUUUGUGGUCCUCAAGUCCGUGCAGGGACAAGGCUAACCACUGUUAGUGGCCUUUCCCAUGUGUGCCAAUAAGAUUCUAAAAGAUAAAUUACUGGAGAUGCGGUUUCUGAGACAAAACACGGGUGCAUUUCACCUUGUGGCAGACACUGCCAGUUGCCCUCUUAGUUUUCUAGUGCUGCUGUAACAGAAAUACCACAAGAGGGUGGCUGAAAAUAACAGGAUUUAUUUUCUCACAGUUCAGGGAGCUAGAAGUCCAAGAGUUUAUCAGUUGUGUCGAUUCCUUCUACAGAUUUCUCCCUAGUUUCUGGUGACUGCCAUCAAUUCUUUUUUUUUUUUUUCAUUUUUACUUCAACAAAUUUAUUUAAAAAGGAAAUUAUAUACAUCCGUACUGUAAACAGAAAAACCAUACUCCUUACUAGAUAUAAAAUGUAAUUUUUUUAAAAAAUAGACAAAACGAAAGCCAAGAGGUAUUAUUCUAGCUGUACACUCUUGUCUGCUAGAGGAAGUGGCCCUGGAUGUUGUCUCUUGGUUGGAAGAGGAGGAUGAAGAGGUGUUGUUCAUGUUGUUAGCUGCCAUUAAAGUCACCUCCUACUCACAGAGGCCUUAUGUACAACAGGACCAAACAUUGCCUGGUUCUGCACCAUUUUCUCACCUUCUAGCGCUAUACUGGACAGUGGUCUAUUGUGCUCCGCAAAGUUUUCGUUGGUUAAUUUUCAGAAGUAAAUCACCAGGUCUUUCUUCCUAAUCUUAGUUUGGAAGCUCUGCUGAAUCUUGUCCACCAUGGGUGACCCUGAUGGUAUUUGAAAUACUGGUGACAUAACUUCUAGCAUCACAGCAACACGAAAGCCACCACAGUAGAACAAACCUACGGACGUGUGAUGGUUCUCAGAGGUGUUAGAGAGGCGUCAAGACACACCAGCACUGAGCUGAGUCUUUUUUCUUGAUGUAAUCAGCAAGGCUGCAAAAGAAUUGCAAAAAGGGUCUUUCUCCUACUGGGUGAUUCUCUGUUCUUCUAGGCAGGGUCUGGGGCCUCCAUGGCUGGUGCCUCCCUCACUGGGUGCCAUCAAUUCUUGGCAUUCCUUGGCAUCUAUCUUCUCCCUGUGUGUGUCUCUCUGUGUCUAUUCUGCUCUUUUUGUAACUCAGAAGUGAUUAGGUUUUGACCCACUCUGUUCUAUAUGACUCAAUUAACAUAACAAAAGAAAACCCUAUUUCCAAACAGGAUUGCAUCUACAGGUGCAGGGGCCAGAAAUUCAGCACGUAUUUUCAGGGACACUCAAAAAAAACCAAACUGGUUGCCGUCCAGUUGAUUCUGACCCAUAGAGACACCACAGGAUAGAGUAGAACUGCCCCACAGCGUUUCCGGGGAGUGGCUGGUGGAUUUGAACUGGUGACCUUUUGGUUAGCUGCUGACUUUUUUAUCACUACACCACCAUGGUUCAGUUCAAUCCAUAACACUCUCCGUGGAGCUCCUACCAGUUAUUUAGUGAAAGGUCUCUUAGCACUCUUCACCCUCUUGGUCAAGAUCUAUUCUCUGACCCCGAAUGUGAGCUUAUAGCACUGACGCCCUGUAAAUCACCUAGCCUGGCCUGGGCCAUGGUAAGCAUGGGGAAUGUGUUAGUUGUUAUCACUCAUCCUUCCAGUUUCUGGGCAGGCUUUCUGAUUCCCCGGACCAGGCUGGACUUCCCCCUUCUAUGCCUCUCUGUAACUUCUGGUGCUAGAAGUACCUCUCUCUUCUACCCACUGGGUGGCCUUGAGGGCAACGGCUUGGUAUCCCCAGCAGCCAGUUCAGUGCCUGGCUUAGAGCAGCUGCUCAGCAACUGUUUGUUGUGUGACUGUCAGAUAUGAGGAAGGAAGGUGUAUCCUGUUGGCCCUACCCUUCCCAUAUGCAGGGCCACACUGUCCCCAAAUGACAAUGUUGUUGUUGUUAGUUGCUGUUGAUUCUGACUCAUGGCGACCCCAUGUGUGCAGAGUAGAACUGCUCCGAGGGCUUUCAAGACCAUGACCUUUCAAAAGUGGAUCGCCAGGCCUGUCUCCAGAGGAGCCUCUUGGUGGCUUCAAACGGCCAACCUUUCGACUGGUAGUUGAGCACUUAACUGUUUGCACCACCCAGAGAAGUCUCAAUAAGACUACCAAAACCCCACCCCACAAGCUGGAUGUCCUAUUUCUUUCCUGUAAUAUAGGUAUGUCCCUUGCAUAAAUAAGGACAGACUUAUCUAUAUUAUAGAAAAGAAAACUAAAAUUCAGAGAGGGUGGGUAGCGUGUCCUACUCACAGAGCAUGGGAGAGACAAAACCGGGACCAGACCCAGUGGGCCUGACCCUCCACCCCAACAUGGGCUUUAUCGACACCGGCCCUGGCUUGCUCCUGGCUGGGUCAGAAUGACUGGGCCCACAGUGAAUGUGUGGCUCUGUUUGACUGGGGGUGGUCCCGGUCGCCAUGAUGGGCAAACACAGUUGCUCAGGGAGUGGCAGAGGUACACCAGGGCCCAUGUGAGGCUGUGUAUCUGUGUUCCAUCCUUCCACGCUCUCUCCGUGAAAAGGCCUAUCACGGUCCUUCAGGUGAGCCUGCACCACCCCACGACAGGCCUGGCUGCCUUCACCAACAUCCCACGGAGGCUGCAGCAUGACACCAGCCCACUGCUGGUUGGCCGGGGGCAAGACUCCCACCUCCAGCUGAAGCGCUUCCUCUCCCACCUUCACCUGUCCCUGGAGCCCUACCGGGAGAAGGGCAGCUCUCUGUUGACCUUCUGCCUCAAGGCCCUGAGCCACAGGGGCUGCGUGUGGGUCAAGGGGUACCUAGAGCAGGUCCCCCUGAGAGCCAUCAACAGGGUCACCUUCUCCAGAGUCCAGAUGGUGAUCCACAUAGAGAGGGGCGUCUCCCUCGAGGCCUUUGUCUGCUACUUCCAUCUCAGCCCAUUGGCCCUGAUUUACAGGCUUGAGGCUGAGGAGACUGAUGAAUAUGAAAGCACCCCCCCUCCAGCAGCGGCCUCCCCUGUGUUCAGGGGAGUGGACUCCAGGUCAUCUGGGGUUUCUCCAAGACCCUUCUCAGACUCGGGACGGCUCUCCCCAGCCAAGCCCUGGAGGGAGAACAGAAACACAGCUCCAGAGGGAGCCCCCAGACAGCACACUCUGGUAGCGUCACCGCUGCCUAUAAGCAAGCCUUUACUGAAACAAGACCUGAAAUAUUCGAGCUACAUCACGCAAGGUUGACGAUGAGGCCCGCUGGCCGCCUCACUCAUAAUGAGCAGGUUCUGCCGACACUGGGCGG
Messenger RNA from Loxodonta africana (African savanna elephant), 4785 nucleotides. It is a transcript of the gene TIFAB, whose product is annotated as TIFA inhibitor. Gene Ontology annotation, molecular function: protein binding. The record is from RefSeq and is a predicted model, not a curated record. Lineage: Eukaryota; Metazoa; Chordata; Mammalia; Proboscidea; Elephantidae. Gene Ontology annotation, biological process: canonical NF-kappaB signal transduction.